UCCCAAACUGUUCUUUGUUCAACCCCUCUCACGAAUACAUAUCCACUGUAUACAAUAUUGAAAUGGUAAUUUUGAUUCUAGAAUCAGUACAGCAUAUAGAUCAGGGAGCUUUGGAAGUGCUGGGAAAUUUGUUUUCCUUGGAAUUUGGUUUAAAAGAAGAUUUACUCCGAGAACUUUCCUUGAUUGGUGUAAAUAAAAUCCAUGAUUUGAGUUUCAAUGUGGAUGUACUUAAUAUUGAUGAGUUGUGUAGUGCAGCAAAGUUGUAUUCUAUUGAAUCUAUAUCUGUUAAUUACCGGACUAUUAACUUUCCACCUACAACUACCACUAUCUCUGAAGGCAUUCAGUAUCAGUAUCUCUCUAUCUGUGAAGAGAUUAAAGAAAUAGUUCUCGUAUAUGAGUCAGAAUUUGCUGGGACUCUAAUCCUUUUAGAUGUACAUUUGAUCUUCCAGAUUUUCAGCAACCUUUCGUUAAUUGAUAUAUCUAGUCAUGUGCUCAGACCAACUGAUUUCCAAUCUCUUUGCUUGUCCUUUCCACAGUCAGUCAAACAGCUGUCCUUUGUGUAUCUAAACUCAAAUAACAUGGGAAAGGUAAUCUCCCACCAAUUUAUGUGUUUCACAAAUCUUGAAACUCUGGAAUUAGUUGCAAGUAAUAUUUCCAUCAUACAAAAUUUUUCUUUUAUUGGAUUAAUCAAAUUAACACAUUUGAACCUCAGUAAAAACAAAAUAUCUUACAUUUAUCAAAACACAUUCAGUGGUCUCUAUGGACUGACGGCCCUAGAUCUUCAAGAAAAUCCAAUAAGUCAAAUUGAAACAAAUUCUUUUGGACAUUUUAUUAACUUAUGUACACUUCUGUUGGGAGAUCUCAACUUCUCACCUCACAUGUCACUGAUCAAGCUGAAUUUAUCUGAUAUAUUUGGAAGAAUCCCGUAUAAUCUGAGUCACAUGAUCAUUAGUUCAGGUCUGAGACCGAUGCAGCUCGUGAUUGGCAGCAAUACUACACUGAAUAAGAGCUUAGACUUCACCAUCAAAGGUCAAUAUGCAAACUUGGGAAUAAUGUUUCACAAUCUGACAAAACUACGAACACUUAUCCUGAUUAACUGCAGAAUAUUCUUUCUGGAUGGAAGUCUGACGAAGGACUUAAGUGCACUGACAGGUCUAGCGUUGAUGCCACGAGAUCAUGUUAACAUUCUACAAAACUUUGUGGAACAUCUCACCAGUUUAAGGUACCUCCAACUCCAGGGGUUGAAUCUGUACUGCAGUUGUGAUAAUGCAUGGCUGGUCUCAUGGGUGGACAACAGGCAGGUGCAGGUUUCUAUGUACAGGCCCACCAUGAAAGAACUACAGUGCUUGGCUGAUAAUGGAAUGGACCAUCUCAACUUCAUUCUUUACACCAAGGAGAAUUGCUCAUUUUCUAUUGAAUUUGUGCUGUUUGUCUCCACCUCAGCUUUUUUAUUUUUCUUUAUGAUUGGAGUACUGUCAUAUCAAUGUGCAGGCCAAUACAUAAAGCCAUUCUAUAACAUUGCCAGUGGAUGGUUCCGAGAGGCUUUGCAUCUAAAUGGCAAACAGUGGUACCGCUAUGAUGUUUUUGUGUCCUACAGCUGUAAGGAUGAGCAUUGGGUCAUAAAUGAACUUCUACCAAACUUGGAGCAGCGUGGCCCUCCAUUCCUGAGAGUUUGUCUCCACAGUCGGGACUUCCGGUUGGGGCAAGACAUUGUGGAAAACAUCACCGACUGCAUUUACGCAAGUCGCCGAACUCUUUGCCUUGUCAGCCACAAUUACCUCCGUAGUAACUGGUGUUCUCUGGAGAUGCAGCUGGCUACUUACCGUCUACAGGUAGAACACAGGGAUAUUCUUAACCUGGUGUUCCUUGAAAAGAUUCCAUCUCGGUUGCUAUCCUCCCAUCAUAGAUUGGCACGGCUGGUUAAAAGUAGGACCUACCUCGACUGGCCACUGGACCCUGAGAUGCAUGAGGCAUUCUGGCAUAGAUUAUGGUGUAAACUGAACUCUUAUAAAGAUUAUUAGUAUGUGUUAUUG
Messenger RNA from Xyrauchen texanus (razorback sucker), 2033 nucleotides. RefSeq names its product toll-like receptor 13. Gene Ontology annotation, molecular function: protein binding; transmembrane signaling receptor activity. The record is from RefSeq and is a predicted model, not a curated record. Gene Ontology annotation, cellular component: membrane. NCBI's taxonomy places the organism in Eukaryota, Metazoa, Chordata, Actinopteri, Cypriniformes, Catostomidae. Gene Ontology annotation, biological process: toll-like receptor signaling pathway; inflammatory response; immune response. The transcript has 2 exons. Bases 63 to 2021 code for a protein of 652 amino acids.